GGGCCGCGGCGCCGCUGAGCCAACCGAAGCAUUUCGCCUCGCGGCCACAUUCUGCCGGACUCCACCCCCACCGAUCCAGGCAGCAGCCACCGCCGCCGCCAUGUCCGGCUGCCCCUGCUCCACCUCCGCCUCCUCCUCUCCACUCUCCUUCCUGCCCCCUUCCACUUCCGUCCCCGCCGCUUCAAGGCGCAGCACCGUCGCCUUCCCCUCCUCCUGGCGCGGCCCACGGAGCGGCUGGACGCGACGGAGACGCGCGCGCGCGAUAGUCGCCGCGAGCAGCAGCAGCAAGGACGAGAAGGCGGCGGCGGCGGCGGGGGAGGAGGAGGAGGGAGACCCGGCGUUCAACCCGUUCGGGUUCGUCACGGACAACCCGUCGAGCCGCAGCGCCAUCCAGCUGCCCGCGUCGCCCGCCCAGGACGGCAAUGUCGGCCAGAUGCUCUACAGGACGGAGGACAAAGGGAGGGAGUACGGCAAGAGCGUGAGAUCAGGGGAGUUUCGAUGGUUCGUGAGGCAAACAGGUUCUCCUGAUUCACGGCGUGGGACUAUUAUGUUUCUUCACGGUGCUCCAACUCAGUCGUUUAGUUAUCGCACGGUUAUGGCUCAGAUGGCAGAUGCUGGCUACCAUUGCUUUGCGCCUGACUGGCUAGGAUUUGGGUUCAGUGAGAUGCCACAGCCUGGAUAUGGAUUCGAUUUCAAAGAAGAGGAGUUCCAUAAGGCAUUUGAUGAACUUCUUGUUACUCUAAAUAUCACUGAACCAUUCUUCUUAGUUGUCCAGGGAUUUCUUGUAGGUUCUUAUGGUCUGACAUGGGCAUUGAAGAACUCGAACAAACUUCUUAAGAUAGCAAUCCUUAACAGCCCACUUACUGUUUCUUCUCCAGUGCCUGGAGUCUUUAAGCAGCUCAGGUUCCCACUUCUUGGCGAAUUUACCUGCCAAAAUGCUAUCCUGGCUGAGAGAUUCAUUGAAGCAGGUAGCCCGUACGUGCUGAAGUCAGAGAAGGCCGAUGUAUACAGAUUGCCGUAUCUAUCAAGUGGUGCACCUGGAUUUGCAUUACUUGAAACUGCCAGGAAGGCCAAUUUUCAAGAUGUAUUAAGCAGAAUUUCGGCUGGAUUUUCAUCCAACAGCUGGGACAAACCAAUAUUGCUGGCAUGGGGGGAGUCCGACAAGUACCUACCGCUCUCGAUAGCCGAGGAGUUCAAGAAAAACAAUCCAUCAGUGGUGAAGCUGAAGCCCAUCGAAGGAGCCGGUCACAUGCCUCAAGAGGACUGGCCAGAGAAGGUGGUGACGGCCCUGAAUUCCUUCCUGUAUUAGUCCACUGAAGGAGGCCAUCCCAUCAUACAGGGUCAAAGAUGUGGUCAAUCAGUUGGUAUAUAGUAACAUCAUAUAUAACAUUGUACAGUUUAGAUGCACAGUGUGUAAAUGAAAGGGUUGAGGACAACUUGCGUGUAAUAUAUGUUGGAGUAAAUGUACCUAUACAACGGCAUGAUCUUCAGUUACCCAGUUUCUUGAGGAAGCAUCUUACCCCAA
Messenger RNA from Hordeum vulgare subsp. vulgare (domesticated barley), 1525 nucleotides. Its product is annotated as haloalkane dehalogenase 2. NCBI's taxonomy places the organism in Eukaryota, Viridiplantae, Streptophyta, Magnoliopsida, Poales, Poaceae. The record is from RefSeq and is a predicted model, not a curated record. Gene Ontology annotation, molecular function: catalytic activity. Gene Ontology annotation, cellular component: chloroplast. Bases 101 to 1309 code for a protein of 402 amino acids. The transcript has 11 exons.